Messenger RNA from Sphaerulina musiva SO2202, 1270 nucleotides. RefSeq lists its product as uncharacterized. Bases 62 to 784 code for a protein of 240 amino acids. The transcript has 2 exons. Lineage: Eukaryota; Fungi; Ascomycota; Dothideomycetes; Mycosphaerellales; Mycosphaerellaceae. The record is from RefSeq and is a predicted model, not a curated record.
ACGUUAGUCAAGAGAAAGACUAGGUAUAAACAUCAGUAAAGAGCAGGACUAGACAGACACCAUGGCACCUGUUAUAUGGGGCCUCGACCUCAAAGAAAUACAAUGGGCCAAGUUCAAAAGCUCGUACAUGUGGAACACGACCUAUCAUCUACGUCGCACGAAAUUCAUCGUAUACCAGUGUGCGCUCAUCUUUUGCGUGGUCUCGGAGUCGCUAGGGACAUCGGCGUUGUCUGACUACGUCGAUAGCCAGAAAUACGUGGCAGCCCUCGACGACAGAGUCUAUGUCUACAAUAAUGACUUUGUCGGAGUCGCGUCUUUCAACAUCUUCGCCGGCAUAUUUGUCGCCUUCAUCUUCGGCGCAGCCUUCUUCUUCGAUCUCUUCUGGCCCGAACGACACGAAUCGAAGAGCGUAUUGAUUGCCUGGAAAGUGUGUGGCGUGCUGUCAACCAUCUUCUAUCUCGCCUCCGCGCUCGCACUCACCGUCAUCACCGCAAAUCACUGCGGGUACUUUCGAGGUCCAGCGGGAGUCAAUGAUGGAUAUGGACAGUCGCUGCUGUCGCAGUUCAGCAAGGACGGUGGCACACCCCUGUGUUAUCGUAAGAACAGUCGAGCUGUUGCUUCGGUCGUCUUCUCCUGGCUCGGAUUCGUCAGCGUGCUGGGCAGCUGUAUUCUUCUCUUCUUCUCCAUCGACCACACCGAGAAAGGUCCUGGACCCAAGUCGACGCACGCGCGGGCUGAGGAAGAUGCCGAGAAAAGUGAUACCGCAACAACUACAUCGAGCUGAAUCGGGCGAUCUUUCGAGGUGGUGACGGCCAUGGCUCAGAGCCACAUUAGGGAACCAAAUUGACACAGCACAUGAGCUUUUGGAUGAUAAUGCAGUGAUACCCCAGACAUAGGUUAUUUCGCUUUUUUGAUGUUUCAAAUUGCAUGGUGACGGAGUUGGACAUGGAAAGAAAGACGGUAGAUGGGAGGAUGAGGAAACAAAUUGCAAGACCGGGCAGGAACGAUGCAAAAGGCGCCACCUCAGGCUCAGAGCACACUCGGACUGUAUGAAAUUCCGUGUCUCCGAUGACCGCUCAAGGACAGUUGAGGAGGUAGGCACAUGUAUCACGGGCAUACGGGCACACGGGGCAGUGCAUGAUGAAAUCGAGUUGUUGUUGGCCGGGGCAUGCCUUGCCCAACUCCGCAUACAGGUACAAUCCAUACAUGCACACCUUCAUGUACCUUAUUCAUCUGAGAGUCAGAGAACGCCCAGAACAAAUCAUCGGCU